CUCGGCUCCGUAAUUGAAUCCUCAGGUUGCUCGACUUUUCCCCAGCCUCCCAAGUUCUCAACAACCCCAUCCCACGAUCAGGGCCGGCAAACACGCAACCUGGUGCCAAUCAGAUCCCCUGCUUGCUCGAGUGAGCCAACACCGCUAUGCCAUCACCCGUGUAUCCGUACCCAAUUCAGUGCAAUCAUUCACGUUGUGCAAGGCAAAUCCUCUACGACCUGA
Molecule: messenger RNA, 222 nt
Organism: Colletotrichum lupini
Lineage: Eukaryota; Fungi; Ascomycota; Sordariomycetes; Glomerellales; Glomerellaceae
Exons: 1
Source: RefSeq, a predicted model, not a curated record